This is a messenger RNA of Ceratitis capitata (Mediterranean fruit fly), 453 nucleotides long. RefSeq lists its product as uncharacterized. The coding region runs from base 1 to 453 and encodes 150 amino acids. Lineage: Eukaryota; Metazoa; Arthropoda; Insecta; Diptera; Tephritidae. The transcript is spliced from 2 exons. Gene Ontology annotation, molecular function: chitin binding. The record is from RefSeq and is a predicted model, not a curated record. Gene Ontology annotation, cellular component: extracellular region.
AUGGAUUACUUUACUUGCACGAAACUCUGGAUAUUGCUCUUGGUUACCGUUUGUUCCAGCACUGCAACACAUUCGUGGCGUUUACAUUAUGGUUAUGGAUCUAAUGCCAUUUCCACCACAACGAGAGCAUUUAAAUGUCAGUCUCGGGGCCUCUUUCCAGAUCCAUACGAUUGCCGUUCUUAUUACGAUUGCACUAGUGAUGGCACACACACUCAUCAUAGAUGCGCUUUUCUGCAACGGUAUUCGGCUAAUAUGCAAGCCUGCGCAUUCGCCUGGACGGUAAUUUGCUACACUCCCACUUUCAAGUGCAUAGCUGAGGGUGAUAGCGGCGCAUGGCCAGGUGAUGCGCGUAUAUUUUAUGUAUGCCAGGCCAAUGGUAGCGCUGGGAAUUUAAUACCGGUGUUUUUAAAAUGUGAAUCUGGUUCGUCAUUCAAUGGAUCGAUUUGUGUGUGA